Molecule: messenger RNA, 1089 nt
Organism: Saccostrea cuccullata (small rock oyster)
Lineage: Eukaryota; Metazoa; Mollusca; Bivalvia; Ostreida; Ostreidae
Product: carbonyl reductase [NADPH] 1-like
Exons: 2
Coding region: 1-855 (284 amino acids)
Molecular function (GO): carbonyl reductase (NADPH) activity
Source: RefSeq, a predicted model, not a curated record
AUGGCCAAAGGACAGGAGUCUAAAGUAACUGGAUCCAAUAAGGGGAUUGGAUAUGCCGUCGUACGAGGCCUAUGUAAGCAAUUUGAAGGUGACGUCUUUCUAACAGCGAGGGAUGAAGAACGUGGUAAGGAGGCUGUACAGAGCCUUAAUAAUGAGGGGCUUUCUCCCAAGUUCCACCAGCUUGACAUCACUGACAAGUCUAGCAUUGAAAGGUUUACAGACUUUAUUAAGAACACUUAUGGCGGCUUGGAUGUUCUUGUCAAUAACGCUGGAAUUGCGUUCAAGAAGUCAUCAACUGUUCCUUUUGGCGAGCAAGCUGAGGCAACAAUCAAAACCGACUACUUUGGAACACUUGCAGUUUCAGAUGCACUUUUCCCUCUUUUAAGACCACAUGCAAGAGUAGUCAAUAUAUCUGGUGAUGCGUGCAGUUUUGCAAUUAGAAAAUGUAGUUCAGAAAAACAAGAUAAAUUCCUUAAUCCUGAUAUUACAAAGGAAGAGUUGACGGAGUUGAUGAAUGAUUUUAUUCGAAGUGCAAAAACUAGUGAGCAUGAAAAGAAUGGUUAUGUAAAGAGUGCAUACGGGAUGGCUAAAGUUGGUGUCACCGUGCUCUCACAAAUCCUACAACGCCAGCUUUCUGCAGAUGCGAGAAAAGGCGUAAUAAUUAAUGCCUGCUGCCCAGGUCAUGUAAAAACCGAUAUGUCCUCACAAACAGGUAACAAAACCAUUGACGAAGGGGCUGAUACACCUCUUUACUUAGCUCUUCUCCCGGAAGGCAUUGAAAGUCCAGCUGGUGACUUUGUAGUAGACAGGGAAAUUCACAAGUGGAACGAAUAUAUUGGCAAAUAUAAACCGUAAGAAUUUUUGGAAUUCCCUGCUUUAUUAUAAUUGUACGUUAAAUAUCAGUUAUACAUGAGACAUAUUCCUAGGGUAUUUUUGUUUGCUCUCUAAAAAUAAAGAAAAAAAAGAAAAUAUUUGUACAUAAAAGGAUUGUUACUCACUCCCAUUUCUGUUUUUACUUUUCGUAUUACAUUUUAUAAGUUUUGCAUCAUCUUGACAAAAUAAAUUGUAUAUAAUGAAGUAGUUUUGUAC